Messenger RNA from Salarias fasciatus (jewelled blenny), 2976 nucleotides. RefSeq names its product coenzyme Q10A (gene coq10a). The transcript is spliced from 5 exons. The record is from RefSeq and is a predicted model, not a curated record. Gene Ontology annotation, biological process: cellular respiration. Gene Ontology annotation, molecular function: ubiquinone binding. NCBI's taxonomy places the organism in Eukaryota, Metazoa, Chordata, Actinopteri, Blenniiformes, Blenniidae. The coding region runs from base 1 to 750 and encodes 249 amino acids. Gene Ontology annotation, cellular component: mitochondrion.
AUGGCAGCCGCGGCCGGUGCCCGGAGGUUACCCAUGGGUGUGCGGACAGUCAGCGACUUCCUCCACAUAGCCACGGUGGGCUCCCCGCGAUCCUGUCGUACAGCGGUGCAAAGAGGAUGCCAACGGCAAAACAUCAGACAUUUGUCAUCAUGUGGCAUUUUGAUGACGAGAUCUCCCAGGGUGCUUUGCCUUCAGGAUUGGGACACAAUGACAAGCGUUCCCCAAAGCAGAAACUUCAUCAGCCUCACCAACAAAAGAAAGGAGUACUCGGAGCGGAGGAUACUUGGGUAUUCUAUGCAAGAAAUGUACGAUGUGGUGGCCAACGUUGACGAGUACAAGCACUUUGUGCCUUGGUGUAAGAAGUCCCAGACCAUCAUGAGGAGAGCCGGCCACUCCAAAGCUCAGCUGGAGGUGGGCUUCCCUCCAGUGGUGGAGAGAUACACGUCCAUGAUCACCAGUGUUCGGCCUCAUCUAGUCAAAGCAGUUUGUACAGACGGAAAGUUGUUCAACCACCUGGAGACGAUAUGGCGCUUUAGUCCUGGCAUUCCCGGUUACCCUCGCACCUGCACAGUAGACUUUUCUAUUUCCUUUGAGUUCCGCUCGUUGCUGCACUCCCAGUUAGCCACCAUGUUCUUCGACGAAGUGGUGAAGCAGAACGUGGCGGCGUUCGAGCGGCGGGCCUGCAAGGUGUACGGCCCAGAGACUCGUAUCCCCCGAGAGCUGAUGUUCCACGAGGUGCACCAGACGUGAUCACGUCCGCCGAACGCCCUCGCCUGGCCUUAAACCCGCCCCGUUCCCGGUCCCCCCUCCCCCCUGUCCCCCCCGUCCCCUGCUAACACUUCUCAGACCCGCAUGACGCCGCUUAGUCAGUCCCCACCUCCAAGCUUCCGCCGCUGCGCAGACGAACGAGGACUCCGCCUCCCGUUAGCACAAUGUUGGAGUUCUUUCUUUAGCCCCGCCCCCUUGAGUUUCCGUCUACCUCCACUUCAGCAGGAGUCCAGCGUGUUCAGAGCUGUUACAAGCUGUAUUCAUGUCGUAAACCACUGAUACCUUCACGCUGGAAGUGUUAGUGAGUCCUUUUUUUUUUUUUUUUUUUUUCCUCUUCUUCUUCUUCUUCUUCCCCCUCCCGAGACACGAGCCAGGCGUUGGAGCUCGCUCCGGCUCAAGGUUACUGUUCUAACCUCCCUGCUCAUCAAGUAAAUUGCAACUCUGGGAUCAUCUCGCUGCCUUGUACGUUAUCGCUUCUCUUGAGUUUUAAUAUAUUUCCUGACGUGAAAUAGUCGCUGUUUUCUACAAUAAAACAUCCCAGCUCGUUUAUCCAUGCACACAUUUCAGCGGAUCCAGAUUUUAAAACAGGUGCCAUGAUUCGGGACGUUAGGAGAGCGUUGUCACUGUGCAAUGAGACGAUCCGAUGGCCUCGGCGCUCGGAGGCUCGUUUAGCUUUAACUUGGUUGUUGUGCUGUGAGCGUUGUUUUUUGUUUUUUUUUUUGAGAAUGAGACUUAGCCUGCCAGUUUUACUUAAUGCCUUAUUUUACAGCCCAGCUUUGAGAGAGGGGGAAUAAAAAAAAUAAAUAAGAAAAUUAAAAAAAAAAGUAGAGUUGAGACAUUUAAAGUUUGCACAACCGGAAUGAAUCCAUGUUUUCAUUUCUAGAUAGUGUUAAAAAUAGAAAGUAAAGAGAAGUUGCUUCAUUUUGUGUUUAGUUGCCAAAAGGAACUAAAGACGCGUUGAUGGGACGCGUCAGAUCAGAGGAGAUGAUGACAGUCGUGUGGAUGUUCCCUUUAUCGUGCACGUUCAGACAGAGUGACGGGCUGUAGAAUAAAACAUUACGAAUCAUUUAUCCUCGUCUUGCUUAUUUGUGGGAGCUUUUCUUUCUAUUUAUUGAGAUGCAUGGAUGUAACGGAACUGAAACCAGGCGAAUCCAUGUCGAGCCUUUCCGUGUUGCGUCGCUCGGGGCCGGAGUUCAGUCCUGCUGGGGUUUGCUCUUCAUAUCGGAGUGAGCCGUCGCUCCUCAAGCUCACUGAUUGUAUCGUUUUCAUACGUAGAGGUCGCCAGAGGUCGCGCUGCGACCUCCUCCGUCACCGGCAGUUUAUUCAGUCCACUCGCUCGAGAUUCAUUCUCAGAUAAGACUGAACUGUGGCUCGAUAGUUUUUUUUUUUUUUUGAAGCUGACGUGUUUUAGUUGUUUUGUUUAGAGGUCAUGUGAAAGUCGAGGGUCAGUUAAUCAAUGCAUGAGGAAUAUGUAUUAAAAUCUAAACAGGCCUGUGAAUCACUGUUCAUGUUAAAAAUGACCUAAAAAAACAGUAAGUUAUUAAAGAUUUUAAAAUUCUACUUUUUUUUUUUUUUUUUUUUUUUUUGGAGUGUUAAGUUUUAUUUUUUCUAGAAAAACUGAUAAACAAAUAUUGAAAGUUUUGAUUUGUGAUCAUUCAAGCUGUCCUGUAAGUCACUACAGGCAUUGAACAGAUGGCGUUUUGUGUCGGUGUAUCAUCCAGUCCGGGCGCCAGCAGCGACUUCACGUGGAACGACCGCUGAAAUGUGUUUUCUUUCGUGCCGUGGUGUUUCUAUCCAGACUUAACGGUCAGGAUUACAUUCUCUCCAGGCUAAACUGUUGUAUUGUUUCCCCCUCUAAAAGAUCUUAAACUUGAACUGAACUGAUAAACUGCUCAUUGUUUGCUGCUUCAGUGUUAAAUAAAAAAAGCAAGUCGUGGUCGUCAGGAGAAUGAUACACUGACCAGAAACUCUGAAACCGAGUGUGUAAAUGUGACUUAUGGGAUAGCUUUGUGUUAUCAGCGAUGCUGCGUCAUUUAGGAACCUCAAGUUGUAGCAAGCAGUAGUGCGACGGUGGCCAAUCAGCUGCCACCGAUUGAAUAAAAUGAAGUGCUGUGUAGUAAACGAAUGUGACGACGAUGCAUUUUCUAUUAAGAGCAAUGUGCAAAAAAAAAAAAACGCUAAAAUGUUAUGUUAUUACACUAUUGGCAA